GCAAAACAAGCAACCGUGUAUCCUGCUUGUUGGUCCUUUUUAAAUGGUGAUACUGUGCUGCUAGAUCUGAUGAAGGUUGUGUUUCUCUUAUCAGUUUGAAACUAACAUUUAGUUAUGAUCCAGCUGCUUCAUUCUUGUGUGCUUUUGGGUUGUUUUUCAGUGAGUCUUACUGCCAAAUAUGCAACUGCAAACACGUCUGUGAUUGUCAGUCUUGCUAUGAUGACUGUCAGUGACUAUACUCAUUUGACAUGCUGUCAUCCAUGCCAGCAUGUAUCACGGUGCUAUUUCUACAUCGACUCGGGGGAAAUCGGCCAGGAAACGGCCAGAAACUGUUGCUGUGAUCACCUUGUCAGUGGACAACAGCUAUUAGAGGGUAAAGCUGAACAGCAGCUCCUAUCAGCUGUUAAUGUCCACUGCGUAACCCAGCUCGACUAUGGCAAUAAUAGCACCAGCACCAACGUCACCGUCACAGUUUGGAGGCUACCCCUUUCUGGUAAACAUGCCGUCAUUUUGCUGCUUGUAUUCGGGGCACUGGUUCUGUUCUGUUUGCUCAUCUUCAUCUCUGUAUGCAUUUGGUACUGCGUGACCAAAAAACAAGGACGCAAAAGACAGUUUCAACCAGUGAGAUCUCAAGAACUGGACACCGACACACAAGGUGUAAAUCAUGGUAUUGAGGAAGAGCAAGAAGACAGAUCAGAGGUGGAGGAGUUAUUUUAUGCCACAGUGAGUCACACAAGUUUUGAUGGUGUGUCUUCUACAGUGAAGUUUGAAUCAGGGACCGACUACGCCACAGUGGUCGUAAACUAAACAACCUGAAUGAAUGAAAACAUGUUCAAUGAUUUCUACCUUUAUAAUUCAUGCGUUCCUGUAGCCUAACUAUAGGCUUGUAAAUGUUAUGUUGUAACCAAAUUUCCUUAAUUGGAUAUAAGAUAUAAAAAUAAAUUUCCA
Triplophysa rosa is the source of this 948-nucleotide messenger RNA. RefSeq lists its product as uncharacterized. The record is from RefSeq and is a predicted model, not a curated record. The transcript is spliced from 8 exons. The coding region runs from base 115 to 807 and encodes 230 amino acids. NCBI's taxonomy places the organism in Eukaryota, Metazoa, Chordata, Actinopteri, Cypriniformes, Nemacheilidae.